AGAGUCUUGGGAGGAUAUCGAUCCUGAUGUGUGUGUGGGUGUAUGGAGUCUUUGUUAUGUGCCGACUAUGCUCGCUCGUUAAUGUAAAUAAACAAAUGUGCAACAGUAGACAUAUCGUUGUUGCAGUGUGUAUCAUGUGGCAGCUGUGUAAUCGCGUACAGAUUCGUGGAUUCGAUCACCUUUCAUUAAAAGAAAACAUGUUUUUUCUCUCGCUGCCUGUCUUUGUUUUACGAGAUGUUCUCGAGGACCUCUUUGAAAAAUGCAGUGUCGCACGGCAACUACCAGCAGGUGAAAAACCCAGCAAGCGAUCUCAGGAUGCCGAUGUCGAACAAGGAGACCCUCAUAUGGCAGCAAAAUUCUUAUAUGGCGGACUCUGGUAUCCAAUCGGGGGCAACAACCCAAGCACCGUCGGUUACCGGCAAAGAUGACGACGAAAUAGAGGGUGAUCCGUUAUUGUUCGAUCUCGAUCAGGGUUUCGCUCAGCAUUUUACACCUGAUCAAGUUGACGGUAAGUUCACGGACAAUAUUUCGGAGGAAGGAAACUGUAAGUUUGUUUUACGCUUUUCAGACAUGAAUCAGCAGCUAAGCCACACUCGUUCGCAGAGAGUACGUGCAGCGAUGUUUCCGGAAACCCUCGAAGAAGGUAUCGAAAUUCCAUCAACCCAAUUCGAUACAGCUCAACCAACUGCGGUGCAACGUUUGAGCGAGCCAAGCCAGAUGCUUAAACACGCUGUUGUCAAUCUGAUCAACUUCCAAGACGACGCUGAUCUCGCUACUCGCGCUAUUCCCGAAUUGAUCAAGUUGCUGAAUGACGAAGAUCAAGUCGUUGUGUCGCAGGCUGUGAUGGUUGUUCAUCAGUUGUCAAAGAAGGAGGCUUCCAGACAUGCGAUUAUGAAUAGCUUGCAGAUGGUAGAAACUUUGGUCAGGGCUAUCUCUAAUAGUGAAGAUCUUGAGUCCACUAAGGCUGCUGUUGGUACUCUGCACAAUUUGUCGCAUCAUAGACAAGGUCUUCUAUCGAUCUUCAAGAGCGGCGGAAUUCCAGCCUUAGUGAAAUUACUCAGCUCAAACAUCGAGUCAGUAUUAUUUUACGCCAUUACGACUCUGCACAAUUUGCUUCUUCAUCAAGAUGGUUCGAAAAAGGAUGUGCGUCUUGCCGGUGGGCUUCAACGUAUGGUGCUACUGUUACAACGAAACAACGUCAAGUUCCUGGCUAUUGUCACUGACUGUCUGCAGAUUCUUGCUUAUGGCAAUCAGGAGAGCAAACUUAUCAUUCUUGCCUCUCAGGGACCUGCUGAAUUGGUGCGCAUUAUGCGCACUUAUGAUUACGAGAAGUUGCUGUGGACUACUUCAAGAGUUUUAAAAGUACUCUCAGUGUGUGCGAGUAAUAAGCCAUCUAUCGUAGAAGCAGGCGGCAUGCAAGCAUUGGCAAUGUAUCUCGGUCAUACAAGUCAACGGUUAGUUCAAAACUGUUUGUGGACCUUGCGUAACUUGUCUGAUGCAGGCACAAAGGUCGACGGUAUGGAGCAUCUCUUGCAAAGUCUUGUCCAACUAUUAUCCUCGAGCGACAUAAACAUUGUCACCUGUGCUGCUGGUAUUUUAUCCAAUUUGACUUGCAACAACCAACGAAAUAAACUCGCCGUUUGCCAAUUUGGCGGAGUUGAUGCACUUGUACGUACUAUUAUCAACGCUGGAGAUCGUGAGGAGAUCAGCGAGCCAGCUGUUUGUGCUCUUCGUCAUCUGACAUCGAGACAUAUAGAAGCUGAGAUGGCGCAGAAUUCUGUUAGGUUGAAUUAUGGCAUUCAAGUAAUAGUGAAUCUACUGCAACCGCUGUCGAGAUGGCCACUCAUCAAGGCUGUUAUUGGAUUGACUAGAAAUUUGGCUCUCUGCCCGGCUAAUCAUACACCACUUAGAGAGCAUGGAGCUAUUCAUCAUCUUGUGCGACUACUUAUGCGCGCAUUCCAGGAUAUCGAGAGAGAACAAUCUUCAUUAGCAAAUACUGGAACUGGCCUAGCUCCUGGAGCCUAUGCCGAUGGUGUACGAAUGGAAGAAAUCGUUGAGGGCACUGUUGGCGCACUGCACAUUCUCGCUCGAGAAUCACAGAAUAGAGCUCUAAUCCGCACUCAGAUGAUUAUUCCCAUCUUUGUGCAGCUUUUGUUCAACGAAAUCGAGAACAUUCAACGUGUCGCCGCAGGUGUGCUUUGUGAGUUAGCUGUUGACAAGGAAGGUGCGGAAAUGAUCGAGCAAGAAGGGGCAACCGCACCUCUCACUGAACUUCUACAUUCACGUAACGAAGGUGUUGCCACUUACGCUGCUGCUGUUUUAUUUCGUAUGAGUGAAGAUAAGCCUCAAGAUUACAAGAAACGAUUGUCCGUCGAGUUAACCAACUCGCUAUUGCGCGAGGAUCCUAACAUGUGGAAUAAUGCUGAUUUUGCCGUGGGACCGGAUUUACAGGGUCUUGAAAUUGGUGGCGAUGGAUCAACCUACGAUCCAAUGGACGCGAUGGACGUGUCGCACGAGGAUAACUUGAGUUUCGAGUAUCUGCAGCCACCUCUUCAAUCUCAACCAACCUCCAAUCAAGAUCAUAACUCCGUAGUUGCCGCAUGGUAUGACACAGAUCUUUGAGCGAUUAUUAAUCAUUAACACGAUAUCUAUUAGACUAUUUUUUCAUAUGACGAAACUAAACGUGCCUUUAUUUCAAACAUUUUUUGUUUGAAAUUGUACUAUACAACUAUACAACCACAGGGUGAAAUUGAAAGUAUUUGAUUUAGAUGAAUUUAUAAUAUGACUGGUUCAUGAAUCUUUUAGUAGAAAUCCAAAGGAAACGAAUAUCUAAUUUGCAUUGUUUAAUAUAAAAUAUAAAGAAUACAUUUUGUAUGAUUUUUCAUUAGAACUAAAGUUUUUAAAGCAAUUUUUUCUAACAAUUAACUCAUUUGUAGCUAGUGUUAUUUUGGUAGAUUUAUCAUUGUAGACACAUUCAUUAUAUUUUCAUUGUAUGUUCAUUUAUUUUGUAAGAAUUAAAACAUACACACUCAAUAUUGCAAUUAUCUAAAGUAUUAGAUAUCUUACAUGUCAUUAUUGAAAAUAAGUGAUAUUUUUCAAGUAAAAUUGUGAUAUCUAAAUUUUAAGAAAUAAAUAAAAAUGAAUACAAAAACAAAUGAGCUUGAAUUGACUGAGAACGAAAAAACAUGAGAAUGAGAAGAUUCCAAUUUAUAUAUGAUAUGCAAAUGCAUUAUUAAUUGUACAUACUUUUUAAAAUUGACACAACUUUUUACAAGCAAAUAUUUUACGAUUAUCAUGUACGCGUAUUUACAAUUUUAUAUUUGUAUUGUAGAAUUUUAG
Messenger RNA from Phymastichus coffea, 3339 nucleotides. RefSeq names its product armadillo segment polarity protein-like. The record is from RefSeq and is a predicted model, not a curated record. Bases 235 to 2622 code for a protein of 795 amino acids. Gene Ontology annotation, cellular component: catenin complex; adherens junction. The transcript is spliced from 7 exons. NCBI's taxonomy places the organism in Eukaryota, Metazoa, Arthropoda, Insecta, Hymenoptera, Eulophidae. Gene Ontology annotation, molecular function: alpha-catenin binding; protein phosphatase binding; transcription coactivator activity. Gene Ontology annotation, biological process: cell adhesion; positive regulation of transcription by RNA polymerase II.